Molecule: messenger RNA, 321 nt
Organism: Podarcis lilfordi (Lilford's wall lizard)
Lineage: Eukaryota; Metazoa; Chordata; Lepidosauria; Squamata; Lacertidae
Source: the annotation of a GenBank genome assembly
AUGGGGGAGAGAGAGGCUGUUCUUGCCGGCGCUGCUGGGGGAGCGUGGGAGGAAGCAUGCAAAAAAGGAGUCGUGCCGGGUGCAAACGGGGAAAAAGACAGAAGUGUCUUCUCUAACUGGCUGCAGAAAGGGUUCCCCAAACUGAACGUGGCUGGAAAAGACUUUGCUCAGGUGGAAAGGGCUGCCUGGCUGUCGAAGGGUCUCUGGUUCACCUUCCUUUUCUUCCUCCUCCCCGCUGCGAUCCUUCAGUAUCGCUCUCAGACUGUGCUGUCGCUGCGGGAGUUGCAAUCAAUUAACUGGCAAAUCGCCUCCCGCAUAUAG